This is a messenger RNA of Oncorhynchus mykiss (rainbow trout), 3562 nucleotides long. RefSeq names its product trace amine-associated receptor 13c-like. The record is from RefSeq and is a predicted model, not a curated record. Gene Ontology annotation, biological process: G protein-coupled receptor signaling pathway. NCBI's taxonomy places the organism in Eukaryota, Metazoa, Chordata, Actinopteri, Salmoniformes, Salmonidae. Gene Ontology annotation, molecular function: G protein-coupled adenosine receptor activity. Gene Ontology annotation, cellular component: dendrite; synapse; plasma membrane.
UGCAAUUGUGGAAGAACGAGAAAGCGUGCGCAUGUGAGAGAGACUCAGAGACUACUAGAUAGAGAGAGAGGGAUAUAGUGAGAGAGUGAGAGAGACAGACAGACAGAGAGUGAAGUAAAUAAAGAAAGACAGUAGUGGCGCAGUGCUUCUCUGUCUACUGUAGAUGUACAAUUCUGUUGUCUGUGGAGGCAGUGUGAUACCAGGACUAUACAUUUGCUGUCUCACCCAAUUGUCUCCUAUCAGCUGGAUUUACUCAGAAAAGGACAUCAAUGACCAUUGGACCAUAUACUUGUUCACAAUAUUGCAGGGACUGAAGGUGGACUUUUAACAAGUGCAGUGACAAUGCAGGAGCAUCUCUCAGUCCAGCACAUGGGCACCAGGAGCACAAAGUUCUCCUAGUAGUGAGGUUUGUCCUGGGCCUCGUCCAGACUACCAUGCCUGACCUCCUGGCCAACCUGAGUGUUCCAUGGGGCACACAGGCGAUUGUGAGCCCCAACCUGACAGCAGCUGCCCUGGUUGUGCCGGGGUCAGACAAGACUCUGGCCCCCUUCUGCACCUUCUGCUGCUGUGGCCUGCUGAACCGUACCCUGGCUGUGGUGUUUAUGGUCAGUCUGGCCUUCGCCAUAGUGGUGGGCAACGUGGUCACGCUCACCGUCUUCAUGCAGACAAGACAGGUCCGUACACCACAGGGAUACCUCAAAGUCUCUCUGGCCAUAGCAGACAUGAUGGUUGGAGUGCUGGUGGUUCCUUUCUCUGUCUACACUGAGAUCUCUCUGAUGGUGACCAGUUCCCCUCCUGUCUGGUACCAGGGGGGCACUGACCCCUCCAUGGGGGGCCUGGUGGGCCCCUGGCAGCCCUGCAUGCUGAUUGGUCCAGUCUUCGCUGGCUGUACAUUUGUCUCCAUCAGUACUAUUUUCCUGAUGACGGUAGAGCGCUGUGUGGCCAUCUUAUGGCCCCUUCAUAAGGACCACCUGGUGACACGGAGACGUACCCUGUUUCUCAUCCUCUUCUCCUGGGCAGGCAGUUUCCUCCUGGCCUUGGCCCCCCUCAUCCUCAGCAACAACUUCACACUGGAGUACAGUGAGUGCAGCCGGAUGUGUAACUACGUCCCCCUGUGGGAUGGAGUCACGCUGCCCUCUGAUGCCAACAUCCUCCUGCUGUUCCCUGUGUUUGACUUCACGCUGCUGGGAGGCACCCUGGUAUUCAACAUCCUGUCCUUCACCAGCAUCCGCCGCUACACACGCAAACGUAAACUCAUGUCAGAGGGGAAUGUAGGGGUCGAGGGAGGGGGAGGCGGCUGCCAACAUAGACCCUCCUUCUCUGACAUCAAGGCUGCCAAGACAAUCAGCAUUCUGACGUUUGCCUUCACGGCUUCCUUCACCCCCAUCGCUGUGUUUGUGCUGGGAAACGUGGUGGGCUUCACCUGGUGCAACUUCUCCUUUGUAGCCUUCUGGAUCCUGACUGGGAACAGCUGCUGUAAUGUGAUAAUAUACAGCGUGAGAGACCAGCGCUUCAAGAAAGGAGUGACUCUGCUUUUUCAGAGGGAGCACUCACCUUCCCAUGGGGAGAAAGGCGGAGCUACACCACCCCCACCUACCUUGUGACUACACCCCAAACCCCACCUCCUCUAUUUUGAAAAGACAACCAGUGCCCUUUUCUUUAAUUUUACUAUGGAGAGAGGGAUUUAAUUGGCAUUUCACUUCAGGUAAAACAACAACAACAAAAAAAUACACAAUUAUGGAAAAUUAAUUGUUUCCAUUUUUUUUCACUGUGUUUAAAUAAUGAAACACAACUGUAGCUAACCUAUGCGGUAUCUAGUAGUUGCCAGUUAUUCCCAGCAUCAUUUAAAUCAUAUGACUCAAGCUGUCUCAUUGGACUAGGUGAGAUAUCUGUGGGGGAUAUCUUAAUAACAUGCACUUUAUCAUAGAGUUGUAAGUAAUGUAUGGUUUUCAUUUGUUUUGUGACAUGUUUUGUGACUAUCCUGAAACGUGUUCAUUUUGCACAAUUUUCUCUAUAACAGCUUUUAUUUUUGCUAUAAUACCAUUAUAUUCAUGAGGAUGGCCUAAUCAAAUGUGAGUGAAUGAAAUGAAUCUAAAUGAAGAGCGAUGUUGAUUUUUUAUGAAGUUAUGGGCAAAUCCACGGGUCCAUGAUCUGUACUGCACAGAAAUGCAUAAUUAUGGAUAUGAAUGUCAUUCUCUUUAAGGUAAUGUAUCCUGAAUAGGUUCACAAAGGUUUACAUAUGCAAUAUCCUCUUUUGCAUAUUCAUGUAUUAUUCUACACACUGGAUAUUAUUUUAAUUAGCUCCGCCCUCAAACAAGACCAAAUGAAAUCUGAACCAAUCAUAGAUGUGUUUGUUUCACAAGUUUAGACAUCAAAGUACAGCAGAGCACAGUAGAGUACAAUACAGCACAGUAGAGUACAAUACAACACAGUAGAGUACAAUACAGCACAGUAGAGUACAAUACAGCACAGUAAAGUAGAAAUCAUUACAGUAGAGUUAUGUACAGUACAGUAGAGUACAAUAAAACACAGUAGAGUAGAAAUCAUUACAGUAGAGUUCUGUACAGUAGAGUACAAUACAACACAGUAGAGUAGAAAUCCGUACAGUAGAGUUCUGUACAGUACAGUACAUUAUAGUGUACUCAACUGUAGUGUGCCCUACUGUGUACUGUACUAAACUCUACUCUACUGUACAGUACUGUACUAAACUAUACUCUACUUUUCUGUACUGUGCUGUGUACUGUGCUGUGCUGUCCAAACUUGUGAACCAAACUGUGAUUUGUGACUACUAUUUCAAGGCACAAGGCAAUGUUUCAUAAACUUACAGAAGGCAGAAACAUUUCUCCAAAGCGAAAUAUGUGUUGAUAUUAGUUGGCAGGGGUCAUUUCUUCAACAUUAUUGUGUUUUGAUGUAUUUCUGACACCAUUUUAAGACUUUUUCUGGUAGUUUUCAAAGACCCCUUUUCCAGAAAUUCAAAGCACUUGCUUAUUCCUAAUUUCUAAGAUGGAAAAUAGUUCAAAACAAAUAUAUAGAGUCUUAGCUUUCAUUUGACACCCAGUUUGACAUGCUCCUAUGACCUUUACAUGUUGGUGUUCAUGGGCCCUUUUACAUGAAAAUGACCUUAUUCAUCUCAUGGAUGCCAGUGUACACAAGGAAAAAUGUAUCUGAAUAAACAUAAAGAAGCAAAAAUGAAUAUGAAACAUAAAUGAAACAUUUAUAAAUUCACUGAAAUGGACAUAACGAUUCAGAUGCCUUAUCUUCUGUUUUGAGGGUGAAUGACUCACAAAGACCAAAUCCUCUGUUUAAUCUGUUCUGUUUAGCGGCUGUAAAGUUACACCAUUAGAGGGGCUACAUUUACCUCUGAAUAUUCUCAUACCACUAUAUGUUGUUUAUAAGAUUAUUAUUAUUAUUCAAGGAAAAACAUGCUCCAGGUAUUUACAGCACUUAUACAAUGUUGAUCGAAUAAAUGCUAAUCAAUUUAUUUAAAUUCAAAUAAUAUCUAACUCGAAAUUACAUGACUAAAGUAAACAUUUUGUAGCAUUUUCAAUAAACAUCACUCAAA